AUGGCGUCUGAUGCUCAGCACGCGGAGACGCCGUCUGACACUACUACCGUCAGUGUCGGGAUCCGCUCUGGCGAGUCGACCGAUCUGAAGCCCGCCGGCGACAUUGAGGCGCCCGCCGAGCCUCAAGCUGCCCCGGCCCAGCGGCCUGAGCAGCAGUCCAGCAAGACAACCUUGGCGCUGGUCCUCGCUUCGGUGCUGCUGAGCAUGUUCUUGGUUGGCCUGGACCGAACUAUUGUUUCCACGGAAAUUCCCGCCAUUUCCAACGACUUCAACUCGCUCGACGACGUGGGUUGGUACGGCAGCGCCUAUCUGCUGACCACCUGUGCGUUCCAGCUGCUGUUCGGCAGGAUUUUCACGCUCUUCCCCGUCAAGCUGGUCCUCCUCGCCAGCAUCGUCAUCUUCGAGGCCGCCUCGGCCAUCUGCGGCGCCGCGCCCAACUCGGUGGCCUUCAUCAUCGGCCGCGCCAUCUGCGGAGUCGGCGCUGCCGGCUUAUUUGCCGGAACAAUCGUCAGCAUCGUUCACGUGGUACCCCUGCGACAACGGCCCAAGAUCCAAGGCAUGUUCGGCGCCCUCUUCGGCCUCGCCUCCAUCGUCGGCCCCAUGAUCGGCGGCGCGUUCACCUCCCAUGUGACCUGGCGCUGGGGGUUCUACAUCAACUUGCCCAUCGGCGGCGCCGCAAUGGUCGUCAUUGCCCUGUUCCUCAAGAUCCCCGAUUCCGAGGCGGCCAAGCAGCCCAUCGCCCAGAAGUUGGUGCAGCUCGACCUCCUUGGCACUGCCAUCCUCGUGCCCGGCGUGGUCUGUCUUCUGCUCGCUCUGCAAUGGGGCGGCACCACGUACCCGUGGAGCAACGGCCGAAUUAUCGCGUUAUUGACUCUGGCCGGAGUCCUCCUGGUCGCCUACGGCUUUGUCCAGGUCUUCAGUAAGACAGCGACGCUUCCCCCUCGUCUGGUGAAGCAGCGCAGCAUCGUCUCCGCCCUCUGGGCCACGUUCUGCAUCAACGGCGGCAAUUACAUCUUCAUCUACUACCUCCCCAUCUGGUUCCAAGCUAUCAAGGGCGUGUCGGCCGUCGACUCGGGGAUUCGGUUGCUCCCCUUGAUGCUCUCCACCGUUUUCGGCUCGAUCUUCGGCGGCUUCCUGAACUCCAAGGUCGGAUACUACACGCCGCUGGCGAUCGUCGGAUCCUGCAUCAUGACCGUCGGCGCCGGCCUGCUCACCACGCUCCAGGUCGACUCGGGCGCGGGUAAGUGGAUCGGCUACCAGGUCCUGUACGGACUCGGCGUCGGGCUGUGCUUCCAGACGCCGAAUCUCGCCGCGCAGACCGCGCUGCCCCGCAAGGACGUGCCGGUCGGCCUCGCCCUGAUGCUGUUCUGCACGCUCAUGGGGUCCACCGUCUUCGUCUCCGUCGGCGAGAACGUGCUCAGCAACCAGCUGCUGGACCGGCUCUCGGGGCUGUCCGGGUUCAAUCCCCAGCUUGUCACGUCCGGGGGCGCCACGGCGCUGGUGCAGGCCAUCGCGCCGGACCAGCGCGGCGCGGCGCUGGCCGCCUACAAUGAGGCCAUCCGCGAGGUCUUCCGCGUCGGCCUGAUCGUUACCAGCCUGACCGUUCUAGGCACCUUUACGCUCGAGUGGUUGAGCGUCAAGAAGCCGGAGGGCCUGGUGGCUGAGCCAAGCGGGGGAUCUGACGAAAAGAAGGUUGAAGCGACAAACUGA
This is a messenger RNA of Thermothielavioides terrestris NRRL 8126, 1710 nucleotides long. RefSeq lists its product as uncharacterized. Bases 1 to 1710 code for a protein of 569 amino acids. Gene Ontology annotation, biological process: transmembrane transport. NCBI's taxonomy places the organism in Eukaryota, Fungi, Ascomycota, Sordariomycetes, Sordariales, Chaetomiaceae. The transcript is spliced from 6 exons. The record is from RefSeq and is a predicted model, not a curated record. Gene Ontology annotation, molecular function: transmembrane transporter activity.